Messenger RNA from Coccomyxa subellipsoidea C-169, 780 nucleotides. RefSeq lists its product as hypothetical. The record is from RefSeq and is a predicted model, not a curated record. The transcript is spliced from 5 exons. Lineage: Eukaryota; Viridiplantae; Chlorophyta; Trebouxiophyceae; Coccomyxaceae. Bases 1 to 780 code for a protein of 259 amino acids.
AUGCCCACGGAUGACUGGUUCAAAGAGGUCAGGCCAGUUAGCGCACCUUAUCUGGGCGGCAAGAAAGACAUGCACUACUGGGACAAUCUGAGUGCCAGGGCCUGCCGCUUGGGUCAGCUGGUGAUUCAGUCCGGUGAUUCAUCAGACUGGGAAUUUUUGGCCACUCCCCCACAGAUGCUGGACAAAAGUGGCGAUUUGAAGCUGGGCAAGAUUGGCAGGACUGUCACCUCACUGGAGGACCUCAGCUACUGGAGAGAGUACAGUUAUGAGAUCACAGCGGGUGCAUCGGCGCCUGAUUUGUCCCUGGAUGCCAAAGCGGCAAGCCAGGAAGCACAGGGCUUUGUGCUGAAAAGCCUCGACUGGCAGACGCUGGAUUGGAGUCCCAGCACACCCCUCGAACACUACUCGGAAGACCUGUGCAAACUGCUCAAGGAGCACUGUCCCUACUGGCAGGGAGACGGGCCCCAUGCGAUGACUAAAGCGCGCAUGGGAGUUGUGGCGGGAAUAAUCACAGCGACAGGCGGGUGCAUGUUUACCGGGGGCCGGGCCACACUUCAGGCAGCUGGGAAGCUGAAGCUGAACGGUCAUGGGGUGCCCAUUGACGCGCAUGCCGGCUGGAGCGUAGUGGCGUAUGCAGUCAAGGAGAUUGACUGGAGCAUGCCAGCGCACCCCAAAAUCAGCUCCAAGUUUGUGUGCAGUCCACCUCAGCAGGCCGACAAGAAGAGCAUGAUCCCCUCAGUCUGGGGGGUCCCGGAACGCCACAGCUGCAAAUGCUGCUGA